AUGAAUAGAACAAUUUUAAGAGAAAGUGAUCAUCACUGUGCAGAUGAGGAAGAUGCAGCCCCAGAGCCAUUGAAGUCGAAGGAUUUCCGUGAGAAGUGGGAUUGUUUAUCAGCGGAAUCAACUGAAUUAUUACUGAAAACACUGAAGCCAAGAGCUGUUUUUGCGGGUCAUACACAUUAUGGGUGUAAAACAUGGUGGCCAUCACCAUAUUCAAUAUGGGAAUGGACCAUUCCGUCAUUCUCGUGGCGUAACACACAUCAGCCAGCACUGCUACUGCUCAGUAUAACACCUCAUCAAUUGAACGUCAACAAAUGCUUAUUACCGAAUGAAAUCAAUGUGAUUUGUUUGUAUAUUUGUGUGGCAUUCAUCGUGCUAUUAGCCGCUUGUUUCAAGUUAUUCAAGUGUUGUUCGACGAAUAGGGUAAGGAAAUCAUAUCCUACUUAUCAAUUUGUUACGGUUAAAAAUGACUGA
Anisakis simplex (herring worm) is the source of this 471-nucleotide messenger RNA. NCBI's taxonomy places the organism in Eukaryota, Metazoa, Nematoda, Chromadorea, Rhabditida, Anisakidae. The record is from the annotation of a GenBank genome assembly.